AUGUGGCAAAAUAGAGAUGUGAGAAAUACAAUACCAGCACCAUCUAUUGAGGAAGUUAAGCAUGUAUUAAGUAUGAGAUCUUCCGUUAGACGAAUAAACUGGUCUCCAUCUAUUAGUAGAAGGAGUCAAAGAUAUUCACCUUAUCCUACUUUAACUCAUGAUAGCACUAAUAUAAACAACCUCAGUAUAAGAAAUUCUGAGCAAAAUAUUAGCAUUUCCCUACCUCCAAUUGAAAUAUUAUCUCACCAACCACUACCUUAUUCAUGGGCCACAGAUGAAGCACAAAAUAGCCAAGACAGUUCUAACUACGAAUAUACAAUGCAAUACAAUUCUGCUUUAACAUGUGUUUCAUGCUCAUUAUGUCAACAUAAAAUUUUUAAAAAUGACAGAGGCUUGCGAUUAUAUUGGCAAAGAGUUCACCAAAACAAAAAUAGCAACUAUUCUAAUCAAACACAUACCAAUACCUCUAUUUGCUCAUGUGUUUUCUGUGUUUUGUGUCCUAAAAAAAGUUACAAAAACCAAAAAGGUUUAAGUCGUUAUGAAACUAUAGUUCAUUCACAUUAUAAUACACCACGAGCUGGGCUUAUUCCACAACCAUUAGAAGUAAUUAUUGAAUUUAAAAACAUAUUAAUUUACAUGAUACAAAUUAAGCUAAAAACUAGUGCAAAAGAAGCGAGACAGCAA
This is a messenger RNA of Dentiscutata heterogama, 684 nucleotides long. The record is from the annotation of a GenBank genome assembly. NCBI's taxonomy places the organism in Eukaryota, Fungi, Glomeromycota, Glomeromycetes, Diversisporales, Gigasporaceae.